Sclerotinia trifoliorum is the source of this 1130-nucleotide messenger RNA. The record is from the annotation of a GenBank genome assembly. NCBI's taxonomy places the organism in Eukaryota, Fungi, Ascomycota, Leotiomycetes, Helotiales, Sclerotiniaceae.
CUUAUGAAAUCACUCUUCUACAGUUUGUCUCUCCCUACGCCACCACAGCCACAACUAAUCCAUUCAUUCCCCGCUCAGCCACAACUAGCUUUGCAGCAACUUUAAACCCAGCUUCGAUUUGAAAAUCAUCAUGUCAUCGAUCUGAUCUCAUCUCAUCCCAUCUCCGAAAGCAGCAAACAUCAUAAUUGCAACACGGAACCGAAUCUAUUUUAUCAAUUUCCACAUCAGGAAAAGCAAUACAUUGAAACAACCCAACAAGCAAAAAUGCCACCUAAACCCACAAACUGGCGCAUGUAUGGCAAGAUGGCAGUGGCGUAUGUCUCCCCCCCCAAAUACCCCUCCCCUCUCUCCUUGCAAACCACAAACUUCCUCCCGCAACAAAACUAACAUCUUUUAUCUCAGCGGCAUAACAUGUUGUGUUGGUGGUCCAGCUCUUAUUUAUUACAUCUCCCCUACUGAAGAAGAACUCUUCCUUAAAUAUAACCCGGAGUUACAAAAACGUAGUUUGGAGAAUCGGGUGGGGAAACAGGAGGAUUUUGAUAAUUUUGUUGCGAGGUUGAAGGAGUAUAGUAAGAGUGAUAGGCCGAGUAAGUUGUGUUUUUGCUUUGAUUGUUUUUGUAAAGUGGGAGGAGAAGGAAAAGGAGGAGGAGAGUUGGAAUGGGAGAGGAUGUUAGGGAUUGCGGAAAGAGUUGAAUCAGGGUAGUUUUGGGGGAAUAUGAAAUUGUUGCUGUGAAUGCGGUAUAUGCUUCAUAUUGGGAUAGAAAUUUGCUAACUUACGUCCUUUUAGUCUGGGUCGAAGCCGAAGAAGCUGCGCGCAAAAAUCGCAGUGGAAAGAUUGAAGAACAGGCUAAAUUAAUGCAAGAGAUGCAACAGAGGAAAGAAGAAAUUAAAAAGAGUGGAACAAAGUUAAUGCCUGGUGGAAGUCUUUGAGUUCAAGGCGGAGGGCGGAAAGGUAUGGAAAUGAAUAACUGUACAACUAUGGAUAUGGCGUUUGGUUAAAAUAUGAUGUUGAUGCAAACUGGCUUGUUUGAAUGGCGUAGAUUGGGAUGGGAAUGAAAAUCUCAAUGGUUGGAUUCUGUCAGCUAUAUAGCUGCUUUUUUAUAAUAUAGUAUGAUAUGCGUUUACUGAAG